UCUUCGGGGUCUUUGAUAUUUAAACCCAUAUACAGUUACAUCGAUUCUAUCAGAGUCUAAUAGAUUCCUUAAGCUGGAGAUAUUUCGAUAAAGCAGAGUAUUUGCCGUGUACACAGAACGUGAUGUGUACCUAUUAUUCACGUGCUUUCAUUAACGAGUGACAACGAGAUAAGGGUGCCCCUUCCUGACGAGAUUUUCCGGGUGGAUAGCGCGAAUCGUUAUAAAUCGAAUUACAGCUCGGUUCGCGGAUCGAGUAUAAGACGGGCGUUCUGUUUGUACCAAUGAAUCACUUGGUGCUCCGCUGUUUAUAAAUUUCAUUCCUCACCGAUCCCUGGCUAAAGGCUGACAAUAAUCGCGAAAUUGUCGGUGCGGUCUCGUCCGCUUGAAAAAACGUGCAAUGGAGAAGCGUGAAAAACCGCCAGAGGAAUCGGGAAAGUUGCGGCAAUUCAUUGCCGCGAUGGUCGUGAAUCAGUUGGGGCUAAUUUACGGGAUCGUCAUAGGAUGGCAGUCACCGUCAGCGCCGCAGCUGCAAAGUCCUUCGCCGCCCAUGGGCAACGAACCCAUGACAGAUACUGGUGUGUCCUGGUUGACUGGGAUUUUGUGCCUAGGUGGUACCAUUGCGACCGUGAUGUUGGGGGUGAUACCAGACAAAUUUAGUCGAAAGAGAUUCGGCUAUAUGUUAACGUUACCGGUGAUAAUCGCUUGGCUGCUGAUCAUAUUCGCCAACGAGUAUAUAUAUCUCUACGUGUCGAGGGUUUUGAGCGGCAUCGCCGGAGGCGUCACGUUCUUCCUCAUCUCUAACUACGUGUCAGAGAUCUCGUGUGACAGCAUCCGCGGUAUGCUGGCAAGUAUCCUGGUAUUCUCCCUAAAUUCAGGGAUAGUAGUGGCUUACAUUCUGGGCGGUGUAAUGUCCUUCCGUAUCUUCCCUGUGGUCAGCGUAGCAUUAGCUGUUCUAUUCUUCAUCACCUUUCUCUUCAUGCCGGAGUCGCCAGUCUAUUUGGUGCGCCAAAAUCGUAUGCACGAGGCGAUUAGAGCCUUGAAGUGGUUGAAAGCUGGAAACAGUGUGGCGGCGGAAUGUACACUGUCGCAAAUACAGAUGCAAGUUAAAGAGACCGCAUCCACAAGGCCCGCCAAGUUUUCGGAUUUGUUCAGAGACAGAGCGACGAUCAAAGGAUUGGUAAUUACCUUGGGUCUGUUCACCAGCCAACAACUUUGCGGGAUCAUUGCGAUGAUCGCGAACACGGAGACUAUCUUCAAAAUAUCCGGCAGUUCGUUAUCGCCAAACACGUCGUCUAUCAUUGUGGCGACCAUACAGGUGUUCGGAUCGUGGUUAGCGAUGAUUUUAGUGGAGCGUGCAGGCAGGCGGUUCUUACUUCUCCUAUCAUGCGCGGGAAUGUGUAUAUGUCAUUGUGUGAUAGGCACGUUCUGUUAUCUUCAAAACCUCCAAUAUGAUGUGUCCAAUUAUGCUUGGAUACCGGUGAUAACAUUGUCCACCUACAUGAUAACAUACUCUUUGGGAAUGGGCAACGGACCUAUCGUGGUGAUGACUGAAAUAUUUAGUCGUGACGUGACCAGUCUGGCCUCGAUCGUUGGUCUCACUGUAAGCUGGGGGUCCGCUUUCAUCAUGGCAAAGAGUUUUACCGAUCUCGUUGCUUUGUUAGGCACGCAUGGCUGCUUCUUCCUCCUCGCCACCUUUUGCGCGUGUAGUUUUCUGUUUUGCUUCGUGUUGCUACCGGAGACCAAGGGACGAUUACGCGAAGACAUUGUGAACGAACUUAAUGGCGAGCAGUGUACAAAAAAUAAGAACAAGCAUAUCAUUGGGUCGGAUUUAGAGCAUGCGGAAUAUGUGUGAAAGUGUUACGUAUGUCCAACGAAAACUAACACUGUAAUGAGAAAAUGUGUAAAACAUCUUCAUCAUUUCAUUUUUCACUAAACAUUCUGUACAUAGCUUUAUAAAAGUUCACACGUUGUCAGUUUCUUAAAAAUCAUUACUAAUUUCUUUACUAACAUACUCACAAUAAUUUUUAUUUAAUCUUUGCGCAUUCCUUUCAUAUUUUCACAUUCAUUCAUUACUUAAAAUUUGAAAAUUUACCCAAGUAUAUUACGUGUCUAAUACUUUACUAAUUCAAUGUAUUGCGAAAAUAAAACUAUUAAAUAUGUUUAGUUAAAGAGGAGAUGAGUCUCGCGUCAUGCACUUCAUCUGAUUUUUAAAAUUUUAACAUAAACUUUAUCAAAGAAAUGCGUUUGUUUAAUCUUAUAACGUCAUACAUUAUCUUGCAUGUGUGUUUUAUAUGUAUGUAACACAUGAGGCGUUUAAAAUAUUGAUAUAUGAUACACGGCACGAUAGAUAUGACAAACCUGACAAUAUUGACAAUGUUAAUAAUAUUCAGACGAGGACAUAAACGAUAACGUGUCUGGUUUUAAUAACAGAACUGUUAUUAAAAAUAAAAAUAAAUAUUAUAUGUAAAAGAUUGUAUGUAUACAUAUUUUACAUUGUUACUUGUUCUAAAUGAUGCUUCUUAAUAAAGAACAUUAAUAUAUUAAUUAUACACUAAAUAAUAUUAAUAAUGUUAAUAAAAUUUAAUCAAUAUUACAGUACAAUAAGAUCUUUAUAUAAACUUUUUAUUUACAAUCAAAAUUAUAUUAAUGUGUGUAUAUAUAUAAAUGUAUGUACACACAUUUGUGUAGAUUACAAAGUAUGAUUUUUUUAUUUACAUGCUUUUCUAGUAAAAUAUGUAUAAUUGAAGACUCUAAACUUAUACAAAUACAAACCUAAGACUCUCAAAUAUUACUAACUUAAUAACUAAUUUAAUAAUAUUUAAUUGUCCUUUUUUUUAAAUACCUCAAAAUAAACCAAAUAAUAAAAAAUUAUAUCACCUUUUUUCAUAAAUUAAUAUUGUCGAUCAAUCAUCAGUCGUUCUUUUUCGCACGCUCUUGUUACUAAUCUUUCUCUUUUUAAAGAUAGUCGAUGCCUCUUCAUCAUCACUAUCACCGGUACUAAUUUGCGUGACAGUUUUUUCUUUAAAAGUUCUCUGCAGUGGCGGUGGCUCGAACUUCGUAAACGUGGGUAGCUGUAUCUGCUUUUGUUGCUUUGGUAACUGGAGAUCUAUUGGUUUCUUUUUGCUGAAACAUCAAACGUAUUCGCAUUCAUCUUUGGUGAACAAGACCAAUGUAGGAAAGUAGUUAAUCCUCGAGCAAGCUUCUGUUAUAAUACAAAAAAAUAAUAUGCUUGUAAAUUUUAACUAGUAUGAUGCCAUAUUAUUAAAUAAUUGUACGUUAAUGAGCCAGCAAUUAACAUAGCUCCACUCUUGCAACAGUAAUCUUCAUUUCUAAUUUACAAUCUUUAUUGAUUUUCAGUUAUUUGAUUUAUAUAAAUACAAAAAAUAUAUUUUUAAUAUCAUGUUGCUUCUAACAUUUACUUUAAUUUGGUACCAGAAAAAGUAAUUGAUUGAUGGAAAACGCUACGUGUUUUACGAUUAAUCGUAAAAAUAUACACAAACGUUGUGUCUUACCCGUCAUCUCCGCACUCAAGAUUUUAUAAUAAACGUUGUUAAUAUUAAACAAAUAUUUAUUAUUGUGCGAUAAAUCUUUACGAAAAAUGUUUUAAUCUUGGCAAUCAAAAUAGUGUGACAUUCAAAUAUUUACCUUGUAUCCACGACUUGCCAGGAUCCGUAAGGCUGCGGUCUCUCGGGCACACUGUAGUCUCGCCAGUAAGGUCGUUCCUCUUCGGCAGCCACAUUCUUUAUUUCCACACUUUUGUCGUCACCUUGAGCGUCGUUUUCAACGGGUCGUUUCCUGAACUCUUUCAUCUUCUCCCUCUCGACGUUGGCUCGUUGUUCCUCAAGAAUAUCCGUCUUCUCAGACACUUCCUCUUUAUCCAAUUGUUCCAUGAGCUCUCUCUGAAGCGUCUCCUCCUUUGCUUCCUCUUCUUGCUCCGCGAAAGUCAUGUAACCUUCCUCCGGAGGCUCCCAAACCGACUCUAAUGUGUUUCAAAUAAUAUUACUGAAUGUUUGAUAAGGGAUUCAAUAAGAGAUUUACAAUGUAUAUAAUAUCGUAACAACAUUAUAAUUUUAAGGAUGUUUUGACUAUAUAAUAUUAAUUGAAAGUUAAUUAAUUGAAUUUUAAAAACUAACUUUUUAGAUUUAUUUAUUUUUUUCUAAUUAACGACAAAAAAUUUUAGUCAUGAAUAUCCAAAUUUUAGCUCUGAAACCAGGUAUAAAGAAUAAAAUAAUAUGUCUAUUUAUUUAAAAGUAAAUAUUUUCAAGCAGAACAAUCAAAUGUUUGUAUCAAAAUAAAUGGUUUUAAGAAAA
This is a messenger RNA of Solenopsis invicta (red fire ant), 4310 nucleotides long. Its product is annotated as facilitated trehalose transporter Tret1. NCBI's taxonomy places the organism in Eukaryota, Metazoa, Arthropoda, Insecta, Hymenoptera, Formicidae. The record is from RefSeq and is a predicted model, not a curated record. Bases 398 to 1852 code for a protein of 484 amino acids. Gene Ontology annotation, molecular function: transmembrane transporter activity. The transcript has 4 exons. Gene Ontology annotation, cellular component: membrane. Gene Ontology annotation, biological process: transmembrane transport.